Molecule: messenger RNA, 2032 nt
Organism: Sorex fumeus (smoky shrew)
Lineage: Eukaryota; Metazoa; Chordata; Mammalia; Eulipotyphla; Soricidae
Gene: IGSF8
Product: immunoglobulin superfamily member 8
Source: RefSeq, a predicted model, not a curated record
AUGGGCUGUGAACACUCAUCCUCGGCUCCUCCCACCCUCCCAGGACUCACCUGCAGGGCCCGGGAGGUGCUGAUGCCAAAGGGACCCCUGUACCGCGUGGCCGGCAGCACCGUCUCCCUCCCCUGCAACGUCACUGGCUACGAUGGCCCAGAGCAGCAGGACUUCGAGUGGUUCCUGUACCGGCCCGAGGCGCCCGAGUCUGCGCUGGGCAUCAUCAGCACUCGCGACCCGCGCUUCUCCUAUGCCAUCUUCGGGCCCCGCGUGGCAGCGGGCGAGGUGCAGGUGGAACGGGUGCGGGGGGACGCCGUGAUGCUCCGCAUCGAGCGCCUGCAGCCCCAGGACGCCGGCACGUACGAGUGCUACACGCCAUCCACGGAUAGCCAGUUCCUGGGCACUUACAGCAGCAAGGUGGAGCUGAAAGUUCUCCCGGAUCUGCUGCACGUGGCUGCUGGCCCCCUGGGGCCCCGUGGCCGCCAGGCCCCCACCACGCCGCCCCGCAUGACGGUGCCCGAGGGCCAGGAGCUGGCGCUGGGCUGCGUGGCACGGACCAGCACGGAGCAGCACACGCACCUGGCCGUGUCCUUUGGGCGGGCUGUGCCAGAGGCGCCCGUGGGCCGUGCCACCCUGCAGGAGGUGGUGGCACUGCGGCCGGACCUGGCCGUGGAGGCGGGGGCACCCUACGCCGAGCGCCUGGCCGCGGGGGAGCUGCGGCUGAGCAAGGAGGGGGCCGAGAGCUACCGCAUGGUGGUGGGGGGCGCGCAGGCGGACGACGCCGGCACCUACCACUGCACGGCUGCCGAGUGGAUCCAGGACCCCGACGGCAGCUGGGCCCAGAUCGCCGAAAAGAGGGCAGUGCUGGCCCACGUGGACGUCCAGACCCUCUCUAGCCAGCUGGCAGUGGCCGUGGGGCCCGGCGAGCGGCGGGUCGGGCCCGGGGAGCCCCUGGAGCUGCUCUGCAACGUGUCCGGGGCACUGCCCCCCGCAGGACGCCACGCCGCCUACUCCGUGGGCUGGGAGAUGGCCCCCGCGGGAGCGCCUGGGCCCGGCCGCCUGGUGGCCCAGCUGGACACCGAGGGUGUGGGCAGCCUGGGUGCCGGCUACGAGGGCCGCCACAUUGCCAUGGAGAAGGUGGCCUCCAGGACCUACCGGCUGCGGCUGGAGGCGGCCAGGCCCGGCGACGCGGGCACCUACCGCUGCCUGGCCAAGGCCUACGUCCGCGGGACCGGGGCGCGGCUCCGCGAGGCAGCCAGUGCGCGCUCCCGGCCGCUCCCGGUGCACGUGCGCGAGGAAGGUGUGGCGCUAGAGGCGGUGGCCUGGCUGUCUGGGGGCACCGUGUACCGCGGGGAGACCGCCUCCCUCUUCUGCAACAUCUCCGUGCGCGGCGGGCCCCCGGGGCUGCGGCUGGCCGCCAGCUGGUGGGUGGAGCGGCCCGAGGAAGGGAACAUGGGCUUGACUUCCCCGCAGCUGGUGGGGGUCCUGGGCCAGGACGGCGUGGUGGAGCUGGGGAACCGGCCCGGAGGAGGCCCCAUCAGCGUGGAGCUGGUGGCACCGCGGUGCCAUCGGCUGAGGCUGCACAGCCUGGGGCCGGAGGACGAGGGCGUGUACCACUGUGCCCCCAGCGCCUGGAUACAGCAUCCCGACUACAGCUGGUACCAGGCGGGCAGCGCACGCUCCGGGCCGGUCACGGUGUAUCCCUAUACGCACGCCCUGGACACCCUGCUGCUGCCCCUGCUGGUGGGCACGGGGGUCGCCCUCGUCACAGGCGCCACCAUCCUGGGUACCAUCACCUGCUGCUUCAUGAAGAGGCUGCGCAAGCGGUGACCCGUCGCGUCCAGGUGCCCAUCCCUCCCAGCUGCUGCUGCGGUCUGUGCCUCCCCCCUCCCCUGUCGCCGCCCUUAAUUUAUUCGACCCUCCCAGAGCCCUGCCCCAGCCCUGCCCUGGCCUCUGGCCCUGACCUCAUGUCCAGCCCGCCGGGAGCCCCUUUCUGUCCCAGAAUUAGUUUUUCUAAACUGUGAAUAAAUGUGUUUUCUAA